GUAGGGAUUAUUCACUUUUUAAAAAAACCCAAAUUAAAGUGAGUUUAAGAAACUACAUUACAAUGUGUGUGUGUGUUGUAUUAGGUUAGAUCGGAUUUCUUCAUGUUUGUGAUCAUGAUGACGUGGCUGCUGGAAGCUUUCUACAGUUCCAUAUAGGCAUCUUUUGGUUCUUUGACCGGGUUUUUGCCUUAUCGAAAUCUUGCUACCAAGUGGAAGUAUCUAGCUUUCGAGUCUUGGUUGAGAAAGUAAUGGUUGGGUCCUGCUAUGUACAGGCAAAUUUUUGGUGUUAUUGGAGGCUACAAUGCUGCAAGCAAAACAACUCCCCAGUCAACUAUUGAUUUUAAAAAGAUUGAGGGUGAAUUAUCACCUGAUAUGAAACUUGAAGAUCUUCUUGCAAUUUAUGACCAAGAAAAACUCAAAUACUUGUCGUCAUUCGUUGGUCAGAAAGUAAAAGUCAACGUGGUUUUGGCAGAUAGAGUGUCAAACAAGCUGAUAUUUUUUGGAAGACCGAAAGAGAAGGAUGAAUCAAUUGAGAGAAAGAAAAAUCUCAUGGCUAAGCUUAGUGUUGGAGAUGUCGUGAAAUGUUGCAUCAAAAAGAUUACUUAGUUGAGGUAUUACUAAGUUAAUUUAAGAGGGACUCGCUAUACACUACACUGCAUUCUUUGUUAUGUGUGCCUACUUUAAGAUGACCAUUCUUCCAUGAUUCUUAUUUUGUAGCCAAAAAAAAAAAAAAAACAAACAGUUUUGGACAUUAUUACUGUCCUUCACAGUUUUCAUCGUGUUAACUUUUAAAAAGACUGUUUUUAUUUCAUAUGUUUCUCACUUGAUUUUUCUGAUUAUUGGUGUG
Erigeron canadensis is the source of this 847-nucleotide messenger RNA. RefSeq lists its product as uncharacterized. Lineage: Eukaryota; Viridiplantae; Streptophyta; Magnoliopsida; Asterales; Asteraceae. The record is from RefSeq and is a predicted model, not a curated record. The transcript has 4 exons. Bases 265 to 606 code for a protein of 113 amino acids.